AUGGCAGAAGCCGACGCCUUCAUCUUCGCAGCGCUAAAACAGAGCAAAUGGCUGGAAGAUUCUUCUGAUUCCGAAUCUUGGACAGUAUCAGAUCUUUCGUCCGACGCGUUUAUCUUCCUCGUCCUCAAGUUCCUAACACGUUUACAAGACGCAGAUAGUAGUAAAGCCUUUACUCUUUCUUCUCUAGACGCCACGGCUCCUGUGGGCGUCGCGGCAAAGCAUCGCGUGGGCUCCAAGCUCGCCAAUAUUCUCAAGGAACUGGGUUAUGCUGGGGACUGUGGAUACAAUCACUUUUUGUAUCCAAGCGAGAAGGAGACGAGAAACAUUCUAUCAUGGCUGGUGGGAAAGCUUCCGAGGUCCGAGAUGGAAGAAAAUGAAGAUGAAGACCGUAAAAAUGAUGUUAUAAAUAAAAUAGGAGACGAAGUGGAUGCUAUAGGUUGGCAAGACUCGGUACUAGCCAGCGAGAAUUUGGGCAGUAUUUUCUCGAGCUGGAAGCGAGAAAAGACACUGCAUGUCCUGCCAAACCAAAAAGUUAAAGGACUGAAAGGGUUUCAGCGAUUACCUCUGCAGACGUCUCCACUUGAAUUGCCGUGGAGUAGAACGGAAAACGCAACACACGAGUUGUUUGAAGAGUUUCCGAGUGGUUCUGUAAAGCUUACGUCGCUUUUGGAGGCUCUAGCGGUAGCAAAACGCGGCCCCUCUAUACUGCUUCAGGAGGAUGGCUUAUUUGGCGAGGAGAAAGAGAUGGAAAAAGUGAACAUUGAACCGGGUGAGGGGCAAGUUUAUAGUGUGCGAAAGGGGGCUGAGAGUGCCAGAGACAUUGCCUCUUCUUUUUGGCAAGAAGCAGAGAACGAAGAUGAUGAGUUUGCUGCUAUCCAACCGCAAUCGUUCCUAGCGACUGCGCUCCCAACGCUCCUAGACGUGCCAGUUUCGCUCGAUUUUUCAUCAUCGGAAUCUACAGGUUUGUUUGUUGAAAAAGGCUCAUCGAUGGAAUCGACAGGGUCAAGCAGCAUCCACACUAGUAAAAGAGAACAGAAGAGCGCUACGGAUCAAGAAGAAGAAAUAAAGGAGCAGUCUCUCGAAGUAUUGCAAAAGCAAGUAGAUGAUACACAGUGCCGCAUUGCUGAGAUGCGAACUGUGCUAGAUCUUGAACGUGGUGCGCUGCACCAGGUCGAGCAGCACAUUAUUGAUACGCAAAACAUGGGGCAGCUAAUGCAGAAACAACUCGCUAAACAAAAGCAGUUGGUGGCAAUGCUUCCUCAGGCUAAAGCAAACAUUCUAAAGCUGGAGGAAACGUGCAAAGCAAGCGCAGAAAAGAAGCAUGAAAUAGCACGGCAGACGGAAGUUGCACGGAAGUCUUUGCUCAAGGAGUACGCUGAGCUAAAAGGCCAGAAAUCGAGCCGAAAGGCCCGGUGCCGACAACUCAUCCGUGGGAUCAAGGCCUUUCGAACGGAAAUGCAGGAAAUCACCGGUAUAAUUCACGCGAAGAUGGAAAGUGUGCAAGCACUGGAAAAUAUUCUAGAACGACGUAUGGACAAGCUUGGCAAGCAGAAAGACUUUAAAGGUGGACCCAUGACUCGCAAUAUGUACACGUCACGAAUCAUGGAUAUUACCAAGCAGGUUCACAAGCAAAAGCAGGAUAUCGCUAAAAUUCUGGAAGACAUUAAGAAGCUUCAAAAGCAGUUGAAUGCUGCGUCGGAGAAGCUCAAGCGGACUGAAGCAGUGGCUGAAGAGAAGUUGUAUAGUGCAGCCAGCAACAGUAAAAAUUCCGGUAGCACAAGAGCAGAGGCUUAUAUCGAGUGCUACCGCAAGUUUGCACACUUGCGCGAAAUAUUCGAAGAGCUCAUUGUGAUUAUUGGAGAUGUUGGAAAGAAAGAGAACGCAGCUCGCGAUCUGCAUAAUUGGAUCUCUCAGCUGGAGGCACGGGAGAGCAGCAAUCACUUGGACAAGGUGUUUGCGGAUCUUGACAGUGUGCGUAAAGAAAACAGCAUUCUGCAAAAGGAGUCACGCGCUCGUGUCGAAUAA
Peronospora farinosa is the source of this 2025-nucleotide messenger RNA. NCBI's taxonomy places the organism in Eukaryota, Oomycota, Peronosporomycetes, Peronosporales, Peronosporaceae. The record is from the annotation of a GenBank genome assembly.